UACGCUUUGGCUUCGCUGCGUGCGGUUGUCUGCGUUUGACGUGCUCUCAACAACACAAAUAAUAUACGAAAAGAAAACCCAUAAAACGAAAAGCGAUUGAAUAUUACAAGUGUCGCGCUCCCUCUUAAUAAAAUAAAACACAAUAUUUUAAAUUAAAUUAUUUUACACAGCAGACUGAGAAAUGGCCGCAAAUCCAAACGAAGCUCUCCUAAAUCGCCCAGGCCCCAAUCGCCUGAGGCCCGCAGAAAACUAUAGGACUACCAAUCCCGAGGAGGCCGUCAAGAUCCGCAUGUCCAAGGAGGGUCUUGGUGCCGAGGAACCCAUCUCCAUACCCGGUCUGCUCAAGCGCAGCGCCAACAAUUAUCCCGACUAUCCGGCUCUGCGUACCAAGAAUGGAAAAAACGGAGGCUACACCACAGUCACCUACAAGCAAUACGAGCAAAAGGUUCAUCAGACGGCCAAGGCAUUCGUCAAACUUGGCCUGCAGGAGCAUCAUUCGGUGGGUGUGUUGGCGUUCAACUGCGCCGAAUGGUUCUACUCAGCCAUGGGUGCGAUUCAUGCACGUGGCAUCAUUGCCGGCAUCUACACGACCAAUUCCGCUGAGGCUGUGCUGCAUGUUCUCGCAGAUUCGCGGGCACAAAUUGUCAUUGUGGAUGACUCGAAGCAGAUGGACAAAAUUCAAUCGAUUCGCGACAAAUUGCCACUGCUUAAGGCGGCCAUUCAAAUCCAGGAGCCGUAUCCAGCUUACUUGAAAAAGGAGGAUGGCUACUACAGGUGGUCGGAGAUUGAGGCCAUGAACGUCAGCGAUGUGGAGGACGAAUACAAGCGGCGCUUGGAGAGCGUUGCCAUCAACGAGUGCUGCUCGCUGGUCUACACCUCGGGCACCGUGGGCAUGCCCAAGGGUGUGAUGCUCUCACACGAUAACAUUGCCUUCAAUACGCGUGUCAUUGCCAAGGGUUUGGAGAAGGUGGUGAUGGGAUCGGAGGCAAUGGUCAGCUAUCUGCCGCUGUCCCAUGUGGCUGCCCAAACUGUGGAUGUCUAUACGGUUGCCUCGAUGGCCGGUUGCAUUUGGUUUGCCGAUAAGGAUGCGCUGAAGGGCACGUUGGUCAAGUCACUGCAGGAUGCGCAUCCGACGCGUUUCAUGGGCGUGCCGCGUGUGUUUGAGAAGUUCCAGGAGCGCAUGGUUGCCGUUGCCAGCUCCAGUGGCAGCUUUAGCAAAAUGAUUGCCGGCUGGGCCAAGGGCAUCACACUGAAGCACUACAUGGAGAAUCAAGGCAAAAGCAGCGGAGGUUUCCGCUACAAGAUUGCCAAGUCCCUGGUCAUGUCCAAGGUGAAGGCAGCCCUGGGCUUUGAUCGUGUGGUCAGCCUGGUGAGCGCUGCCGCUCCCAUGUCACCGGAGACCAAGAAGUACUUCCUCAGCCUGGAUCUGAAGAUAUUGGAUGCCUUUGGCAUGUCCGAGACUGGCGGUUGUCACACGCUUUGCCAGCCCGACUGCACGCUCUUGAACACCAUUGGCAAAUCGAUGCCCGGCUGUGAGUCCAAGAUUAUCAAUCCCGAUGAGAAUGGACAUGGUGAGCUGUGCAUUCGUGGCCGUCACGUCUUCAUGGGCUAUGUGUCCAACAAGGAGAAGACCGAAGAAUCGCUGGACGAUGAUUGUUGGUUGCACUCUGGUGAUUUGGGCUACAUCGAUGACAAGGGCUACGUGUGUCUGACGGGUCGCUCCAAGGAGCUCAUCAUCACAGCCGGUGGUGAGAAUAUUCCGCCUGUGCACAUCGAGAACAUUAUCAAAAAGGAGCUCGAUGGCAUUUCCAAUGCUUUCCUUGUGGGUGAACAGCGCAAGUAUCUGACGGUUCUGGUUUCCAUCAAGACGGAGGUCGACAAGGACACUGGUGCACCGUUGGAUGAGUUGACACACGAGUCGACGGUUUGGAUGAAAUCUCUGGGAGUUGAGCACAAGACACUCUCGGAGAUAUUGAAUGCUGGUCCCUGUCCCAAGGUGUUCAAGUCCAUCGAGGAUGGCAUCAAGCGUGCCAACAAACAAUCCAUCUCGAAUGCCCAGAAAGUGCAGAAGUUCGCCAUUCUGCCCCAUGACUUCUCCAUUGUCACCGGGGAAUUGGGUCCCACUCUGAAGGUGAAGCGCAAUGUGGUUAACAAAAUGUAUGCCGAGAUGAUCGACAAGCUUUAUGCAUAAAUCGAUGGAAGGCGUAGCUGAUGAAGAAACCAAAAGAAAACCAAAAUUAUCCAGAUACCAGAGCAAAGGGAACUUGAGCUUUAAAAUGAAAUGAAUUUAACGGACUUUCAAGCCAUUGAGUGCCAGCUAAAAACUACUACUACUACAAUACUUAAUAUACACCUAUUCUACCAUAUAUAUAUAGCAUAUAGAGCGGAGAAAGGAGAGGGUUAUUCACUCAAUUUGUAUGAGUGAUGAUGAUUAACUUUGAUGAUGAUGAUGAUGAUUACAAUGAUGCUGUUGAUGAUGAAGUUUAUGAUUAUUAUUUCUAAUGCGUCCUGAUAGCUUGCCUGCAGCUUUUCCCAUUCAACAAAAAAACUAUAUUUGAGUAGACAUUUUUAGAUCAUAAGUUAUACAUUUUAUGUUAAUUUGUUUUAUUUACUGAAACGCAAGGAGAAGUUUUAUUAUUUACAUAAUUCUAUAAUCCAAUUGUUUUGAAUUAUUACAAAUAAAAUUGCAUAUAGAUUUAUAA
Messenger RNA from Drosophila albomicans, 2702 nucleotides. RefSeq names its product very long-chain-fatty-acid--CoA ligase bubblegum (gene bgm). NCBI's taxonomy places the organism in Eukaryota, Metazoa, Arthropoda, Insecta, Diptera, Drosophilidae. The transcript is spliced from 6 exons. Gene Ontology annotation, cellular component: endoplasmic reticulum; membrane. The record is from RefSeq and is a predicted model, not a curated record. Bases 182 to 2191 code for a protein of 669 amino acids. Gene Ontology annotation, molecular function: long-chain fatty acid-CoA ligase activity.